This is a messenger RNA of Ostrea edulis (European flat oyster), 3000 nucleotides long. RefSeq names its product tolloid-like protein 2. Gene Ontology annotation, molecular function: protein binding; serine-type endopeptidase activity. Gene Ontology annotation, biological process: proteolysis. The transcript is spliced from 17 exons. Bases 127 to 2841 code for a protein of 904 amino acids. The record is from RefSeq and is a predicted model, not a curated record. Lineage: Eukaryota; Metazoa; Mollusca; Bivalvia; Ostreida; Ostreidae.
UUAUCACAUAUGAUUUCGAAAUUUUGGAGUUGUGUGCAAAGCUCAUGGUCAUGGAAGGGCAUUUUGGUUACAAGUCAAUGAUACACCAGAAGGCUUUCUGUACAGGGGUUCCUUAGACGUGUUAGAAUGUUACUAGUUACUGUGAUUUCCCUUCUCAUCACUGAUGUGGUGAUCGCAGAUUCAGGUCAUUCUGGAUGUGGAGGCCCAGGAUAUUUAAAUCAUCGAAGAGGAGAAAUUACGUCACAUUCACAUUUCAACAAUCACAACCUGUACCAUCGUAACAGCAACUGCCAUUGGAGGAUUCGAGCAACUGCUGGUCACGUGAUUCGCUUGUCUUCCAUUCAUUUUGACCUUGAACCCGAUUCAAAUUGUGAUUAUGACUAUUUGAAUAUUUACGAUGGAAACUCAAAGUCCGCCAAACUAAUUGGAAAAUUUUGCGGAGGAAAUGACGUAGAGGUUGUAUCAUCAUCCAGAAGUCUUUAUUUGGAGUUCCACUCAGAUGAUAGCGAUGAAUUCACAGGCUUCAAAUUCAAGUACGCAGUUCAGCAACAAUCGGUCGGGUGUGGACAUUCAUUCUUCAUGUGUCAGAAUCACAGGUGCAUUCAGAAGAGUUUACUGUGUGACCAGGCAGACGAUUGUGGUGAUAAUUCAGACGAACAAGCAAACUGCAAAAUCGCUCCCAGUAAUUGUGAGGAUCAUGAGUAUACCUGCACAGCGGAUCAAAAAUGCAUAUCAAAGACCUGGCUCUGUGAUGGUGAAACCGACUGUUCCGGAGGAGACGACGAGAUGGGAUGCGGACUACAGACAGGAAUAUCAGGGUGCGGCAGCAGCUCCAUACAAAAUGGCACGUCAGGUGUCAUUAGUUCCAUGAACUUCCCCAUCGAAUACAACAACGAAUCCAAAUGCCACUGGGACAUCAACGUCCCGCCAGGAAAAUACAUCAGACUUGAGUUCAACAAAACAUUCGAACUGGAGCCAGGUGAUACAGCUGUUUGUGAAUACGAUCGAGUCACUGUUUACAGCGGAAGUGGUGGGCGCCAUUUUGUUGGUGAAUAUUGUGGUGACCAAGCUCCCGAUCCGGUCAUCAUCCCAGGAUCACACGGAAUCGUUCGGUUUUUCACUGACGAGGCGGAAAGUCUGGCUGGUUUUCAAAUAAAGUGGACCGCUGUGGAUGCUGACGCCACGUACGUAAAUCCAACUGUUGACCCUGGUCCUUUCGGCUGCGAUAAGGACAUAUACUACACAGGACAAGGUACCAUAGAAACUCCGGGAUUUGAUCCUAGCGGUCACUACAAAGACAACACGACGUGCGUUUGGAGAAUUUUUGGUCCUGAGGGCUUCAUCAUCAAGCUCCAUUUUAAUGACUUUGGUACAGAAAUGUCUCAUGAGUGCAAGUAUGACAGCUUACAAAUCUUCGAUGGUCCCAGUGUCUCUGACGGUCUGAUUGCCACAAUUUGUGGGAACCGUCUGCCUCAUGAAGAGUGGUCAAAGACAAAUAAUAUGAUGGUUGUUUUCACCAGUGACAAAGUUUACCAUGACAUUGGCUUCAGAGCAGUUUUCACAGCAGUAAAACCUAAUGAUCAUCAACUCACGGACAUCGCCGCCUGUACUGGCGCUCCAAAGGAAUUCACUGCGCAGACUGGAACAUUUUUCUCGGAUCUCUUCGAUGGCGUCACAGAAUACCCAAACAACUUGAACUGUCAAUGGAAAAUUACCGCACCUGCUGGAAAAGUUAUCACCCUGUGGUUUAAUGAGUUUGAGGCAGAAAGUACAGAAAACUGUGACUAUGACUACUUAGUGGUGUAUGAUGGCAAGAAUUCCUACAGUAAACUGAUGGACAAAAUCUGUGGCAUGGUCUAUCCAGAAAAGAUGACGACGGAGACCAACCACCUGUACCUCCAAUUCAUUACAGACGAAGCGAGUGGGGGAUUCGGAUUCAACCUAACCUACACCAUCCACGACCCACUACCGUAUUGCAGUGACAGCGAGUUUAGAUGUAGAGACACGCAUUGUAUUCCGUACUCCAAAGUUUGUAACGGUCAUAACGAUUGCAAAGAUGGCUCUGAUGAACUCGUUUGUGGUAACGAUGGUAUCUGCGGGCGUCCAGCGAUCAAACCAGUAGAAAGUAACACUCGCGUUGUGGGCGGACGAGAGGCUAUACCCAACAGCUGGCCCUGGCAGAUCUCCAUGAAACAAUACGGAAGUCACGUGUGUGGAGGCAGCAUCAUACACCCACAAUGGGUGGCAACAGCUUCUCACUGUGUGGAAGAUGAUCGCAACACAGAUCAUCUCACUAUAGAAGCAGGCAAACACCAUGAACAAAAGACAGAUCCCCAUGAACAAAUUAGACGUGUCAGCAAAAUUCUGAUGCACGAGAGUUAUGAUCCAGAUCUCAUAGAUAAUGAUAUUACGUUGUUUAAACUUGACCAACCCUUUGUCAUCAAUGAUUACGUCAGCACCGUGUGUCUGCCUAGCAGCGUGGUCUCGGACGAUAUGAACUGCAUGGUAACCGGAUGGGGAGAUACUAAGAACACCGGGAGUUCUGGUUUACUGAAACAAGCUUUGUUACCAGUCGUGAAUGUGGACAAAUGUAACAGCACGGACUAUUUGGACGGAGAAGCUACGGACAACAUGAUAUGUGCCGGUUAUGACAAAGGUGGCAUUGACUCAUGUCAGGGCGACAGUGGUGGUCCGUUUGUCUGUAAGUCAGGAACAAAGUGGGAUCUCCAAGGAAUCGUGUCCUGGGGAAGUGGAUGUGCCGAGGAGAAAAGCCCAGGCGCAUAUACUAAAGUUAUGAAUUAUAUUCAAUGGAUUCAAGAAAUGGUGGCAUCACAUCCUUGACGAAAUUUGUAACCAUAUCGAAAGAACAAACAAAAACUUUAAGAGCGACAAUUUUGUUCACAUUUCGUAAAUUUGUACUCCAUUGAUAUUUUCAUGUAUAAUUCAUGUAUGCUAAGAGUCAAGCUUAGAAAAAAUAAAAAGAAAGAAUUGGACGAAAAA